AUGCCGUCCUUUCCUCCCAACACUGGGUGGCAGCUCCCUAGCCAAUCAGACGAGCCAUCUAAUGGCUGGGGCGACCGAUACAACAACGAGCCUGCUCGAGCCCCGAACCAAAUGGUAUCCAUGGGCCUUGGUACUCAACCUGACCUCUCCCAGACCGAGAUGUUCAAUCAUCCCCUACGUUUCUACCACUCCCACGCACCUGCGCCCUUUGUCGGUUCUGCAGAUAGCCUUCCGGCCCAGGAUUCCGGCCUUAGCUUACUUGAUCUGAGUUGUCUACCCCAAGAGGUGCCCUCAAAUGGCAUGACUGCCGGCUGCAAUGAGCCAUCUAUGCAGGACCAGGCGAUCAACUUGUACCCGGCACCUGACACCAACCAAGCACUCUCCAACAGAAAUCCCUCAAUGCAGCUGUCAAUGCCAGUUCCGGUGCGGACGCAGGCGCAGCGACUGGAACCGGCACCUCGCACGCCACAGUUAGGACCAAGACGAGGCCGCCGAAAUGCGCACCCCCGCCGAAGCCUCGAUCAGAGAGCGCGCGGCGCACAACGGGUUCGCGUAUCCCGAUGCGAAUGGAAGAAUUGCGACCAAACCUUCAACCGCAAGGGAGACAGAGACCGGCAUGUCAAAUCCCUGCAUCUAUCGCCGAAGGCCCUAGAAUGUCCAGAGGAGGACUGUGGCCGUAAGUUCAGCAGGAGGGACAACCUGCGCGACCAUGUGAAUAAUGUGCAUCGUGGGGUAGCAACCGGUCUUUUGCAAGAGUCGGGUUGA
Molecule: messenger RNA, 765 nt
Organism: Aspergillus versicolor CBS 583.65
Lineage: Eukaryota; Fungi; Ascomycota; Eurotiomycetes; Eurotiales; Aspergillaceae
Exons: 2
Coding region: 1-765 (254 amino acids)
Source: RefSeq, a predicted model, not a curated record